CGCCCGGCGCCUCCCCCGUGUUGACAGCGGCGGGCGCUGCUGCGCGAGGCAGGUCGGCGGCGCGGGCUCCGCGCUCGGCUCCCGGCCCGGCCCGGCCCGGCCCGGCAUGGCCGUCAUGGAGAAGCCGCGGGCUGGCAAGGUGCUGCUGGACGACACGGUGCCGCUGACAGCCGGGAUCGAGGCGAGCCAGAGCCUGCACUCGCACACGGAAUAUAUAAUUCGUGUGCAGAGAGGGAUUUCCAUGGAAAACAGUUGGCAGAUUGUGAGAAGAUACAGUGACUUUGAUUUGCUUAAUAGUAGUUUGCAGAUCUCAGCUCUAAAUCUACCUCUACCUCCCAAAAAGUUGAUUGGGAAUAUGGAUCGUGAAUUCAUCGCUGAAAGACAGAAGGGACUUGAGAAUUAUCUCCACGUCAUCACUUCCAAUCACAUACUGUCCAAUUGUGAAUUGGUAAAAAAAUUCUUGGAUCCAAACAACUAUUCUGUAAACUAUACUGAAAUUGCCUUACAGCAUGUUUCGAUGUUCUUCCGGUCGGAGCCAAAGUGGGAGGUGGUAGAGCCACUAAAAGAUAUAGGUUGGAGAAUCCGUAAGAGGUAUUUUUUAAUGAAGAGUAAGAAUCAACCAAAGGAGCGACUAAUGUUAAGUUGGGCUGACUUUGGCCCUGAUAAAUACUUGUCUGAUAAAGACUUCCAGUGCGCUGUGAAACUUCUUUCUUCUUGUUCUCAUCCCUACAUUUACAAAGUCACUUUUGCCACAGCCAAUGAAUCCUCAGCACUGGUAAUUAGACCGUUCAGUGAGAAGGGAACACUAAAGGACCUGAUCUAUAAGGCAAAACCCAAAGACCCAUUUCUGAAGAAGUACUGCAAUCCCAAAAUUCAAGGUCUUGAACUUCAGCAUAAAACAUUUGGGAGACAAAUACUAGAGGUAUUAAAAUUCUUGCAUGAAAAAGGAUUUCCGUAUGGGCAUCUACAUUCCUCCAAUGUGGUGUUAGACGGUGAUACAUGUAGGUUGCUGGAUCUAGAGAAUUCCUUGCUGGGACUCCCAUCCUUUUAUCGAUCAUAUUUUUCUCAAUUUCGGAAAAUUAAUACUUUAGAAGGUGUUGAUGUACAUUGCUUUGGUCACUUACUGUAUGAAAUGACAUAUGGGAGACCUCCAGAUUCAAUCCCAGUGGACGGCUUCCCUCCUGCUCCAUCGGCAUCAGUCGUGGCAGUGUUGGAAUCCAUACUCUCCUGUGAAGCCAUAAAGAAUGGCAUGCCAGCUGUCUCCAAGAUCUUACAGAUGUCAUUAUUCAGUGAUAUUCUCCUAACGAAUUCCGAGAAACCACAGUUUAAGAUUCCCACUAAGUUAAAAGAGGCAUUGAAAACUGCCAAGGAGUGCAUAGAAAAGAGACUAACUGAAGAACAGAAAUUGAUUCACCAGCAUAGAAGACUGACAAGAGCUCAGUCUCACCAUGGUUCUGAGGAAGAAAAGAAAAGAAAAAUCUUGGCACGAAAGAAGUCAAAGCUCUCCGCCUUCGAAAGCGGGGAAGAACGCUCGGCAAAAUACAGCAAUUCAAACAAUUCAGGCUCUGGGGCCAGUUCCCCUCUGACAUCUCCAUCGUCCCCCACUCCACCCUCUACAGCAGAUGUUCUGUUUCUGUAUGGGAAAGCUGAACACAGACCUUGAACUUCUCAUGGCAUAGAAAAGGAACAAAGAAGAAGUAGAUCAUAAACUACUUCAUUAAUUAUUUUAAUUAAAUAUAGCAUCUUUAAAAGCUCACCAAGCUCUUGCAUCAAGUCGCUUUCUCCCUGACAUAUUGUAAAGUAGUUUCCUGCUGGACAGUAGCUGCAACUGCACUAAAGUAUAUUUAGGUGAGUGAGGGUCUGUCUACACUGCAGUUGAACACCCACAGCUGGCCCAUGUCAGCUGACUUGUGCUUUGGGGCUGUAACAGCUUGGCCUGUAGAUGCUUGGGCUGGAGCCCAGGCUCUGGGGCCCCACAAUGUGGAGGAAGAGUCCCAAAGCCCAGGGUCCAGCCCCAAAUGUCUGCACAGCCAUUUUAAGCAGCCCUGUGAGCCUGAGUGAUCCGACAAGGGUGUUUUUAUUGUGGGGUGUAGAGCUGCUCUAAGGGUAAGUUUACACUGCAGUGGUAAGCAGAGUGUUAGUAGAACUCAAUGAGCAGACCCUGGUUUGUUAACCUAGGGUUUGAGUGUCUACCCUCAAUUAUAACUGCAGGGUUAGGAAUCGUUGAAACCUCGGAUCCCAACCUGGAGCUCCAGCGUCUACACCGGCAUUAUGUGGGCCCGAGUGCCAACCACCCCUAUCCCAGACUUCUUGGCACCCUCUCCAGAAUCCAGCCACUCCACCCUUGUUUGCGGUGCGUGUGGGGAAAACUGACUGUCCAUCAAACUUGACUGUGCAGAGGACAAAGAAAGUUGGCCCAUGGCUAUUAUGGCCUCCCAGAGCUCGUGUCCAAUGAGGCUGCAUUUAUGCUGCAACGCAGUACAGCUUGGAACCUCCACCCCCAUGGCAGUGGGAACCCAAGUUUCUGUGCAGUUUGAUAUAAAUGGAAGAGGUUAGGCCUGAGCUGGCGUUCAAACCUGUGGCCUUGCACUGCAGUGCAGACAUGCCCACAGGGUCUCCAGUCACCGAAUGACUCCGUAGCAGGGAGUGAAGGUACAAAGAGAUGACUUGUUGCCUGACGCUUUUAUAAGAUGUGCUGAUUGAAAUGAAAUAACUGUGUCAUUUUUAUAAACUAGAGCCAGGUCCUGCAAACUCUUAGACCCUGUCAGUUGAGACACUCGUGUAAGUGUAUGAUGGAAUGGGCCCCAAUGAAACAAAUAUGAUGUUUUGGAGGUGGUUCUCCCGCCUGACUUAGAGCACGGUUUCAAUAGCUACAUUUAUGUGAAGGCUAAAUUCAGAUUUAUAAUUGUCGAUCAACUAAAGUGCCUCCGUAAUAGAGAAAAGCUGAGUUUCCCCUUACUGCAUAGUGGUGCUGGCAGUUCUGUUUCCCAGUUCAGCUCGUUGCAUAGUAUGUAGCUCUAAGUGCUUUCUAAAAAAGUACAAAAAGUAAAACUGAUCUCCCCCUCCAAAACAGUAACCAGUCUAGAAACUAGGUAACAUUAGUGCCCUGGACUGAUUUAUAAAUAGUGAUCCAUUAUUAGAUGUAUGAUGACGUUUCUACUCUGUUCUCAUCAAGUUUACACCGUUUUUUUUCCUUCUGUUACUAUUAUCAUUGUCCCUUUACAGAAGUCCAGCCUUUGUUGUUAAUAUUCAGUAUUGGACAACUCAUCUUUUUAGCCUCUUAGUAUGUUAUCUUCUCCAUCUUUAUUGUGUUCAGAGUCUUUUCUCUGUCCUAGCCUAUCAGUUUCUCUGCUUUGUGUCCUCUGAUACAAUCAUCAUUCCUUCUCAGAUGCUCUUGAUUCUUUUGUGGCAUUUCAUAUUAAUGACUAAUUCGAUUUGAUCACAAGUUAAAAUAAUAAGGACGUGGGAUGACUUCACCUACCCUUUUGUUCUACUCUGACCACUUCAACCUAAUGCUUUACCAUCCUGCCUCAGCUUUUGCUGUGGAUCACCAUUUGUUCUUCCUUCUGCCUUGAAUUUUAAGUAUCACUCUUCAUAGUAUUUCCUCACACUCUGCUGAUCAUAAGUGAGUACAUUAGUUAGUGAGCUCUAAAUGGAGGGGAUAAGUUAUUAAUAAACUUAGAUUUUCAGGUCCAGUUAUCUGUGCUGGCAUAAGGACAAAUCAGGUAGGUCAGUGAAUUACACAGUGAUGAAUUUGGAUCAUCUCUGAUUUUCAAAUAUGUAUUAACUUGCUUCCAGCUCAGUACCAAAGAGAGGGAUGGAUUUAAAAAAAAUCUCUGCAACAGAGAGAUGGUUCCCACAUUUGCCCAGUGUGGGAGUCCUUCUUUGGACACUGGCAUUUCUACUGGAGAGGAGGAAAGUAAAACAAAGUCUUGAAACAGCCACAGUAGUUCCAUAGGAACAGGCUCGUUGUUUCCCCAUCAGAGGAUUGUCUUCCCCCUUCUCCCCCCCCUGCAGGAGGUGCUGGCUGUGAGAAAGGGACACACUGUCCAUAUGCAAGUGUCUGAAGUACAAUAACCAUAGGAAUGCAGUUAAGUCACUGGCCAAAUAAAAUGCUUUUUGUAUAAACAUUCUCCUUUUGAGGUAGAUUUUUCCACAUAGGAACAAUUUGAAACUGACACAACUUGAAAUGUGUCAAACUAAGCUCCUUUCCUUCUAGAACUCAGCUUGUUUUAUUACAGCACUUAUUUUUCACCACCACUUACUAGUCUGAGACUAAGCAGCAACAAGGAAGAAUGGAACAAGUUGAGAAGAAGUGAUUGCUUCAGCUGCUUUCCUUGUGGCUUAGCAUUGAAUACUUUUGAAUGUUGUUCUGUGUGACUUAAUUUCUUACGUAGUCGUUGGGAGUGUUUGAGGUUAAUAGGAAAUAUGGCAGCAUGUGGUUCUGCUCUGGUAACUAUUGCUUCCCUUAGUCUCUUAUCACUUCCGUUCAUUGUCAGAUAAUGGCAGUUUUUCACCUCUGUGCUCCAGAUACACUAAACCUGGCAUGACUAAGUGUGAUGCUGUAGUCUUUCACAUUCCCCUCUUUCCCGUGUGUCUAUUAUGGUCAGACCAUAAUUAAAGUAUGUUUACAUUCAAAAAGUUAAGGCUUAAACUGUUAACACACACAUUGUCAACAGCACGUGUCAAAAGAUAUAAAUACCUUAAACCAAACUAGUUCUCAAGCAGCUUUUUUGCCUAUCUGCAAACUUUGAUUAUCCAUAGAAAUAUUUUUCAUCUUUGUGUACAGUGAAAUUGAUAUUUACCAGAUUUGCUGCUAAAAAAUCAAAUCCUUCCAAGCCUAACUAAAUUCCCCAGCUCUGACUUUGUAUGGCCACGUGAUGUGGGUUUGCAAGGGAGCCAAUCUGAAACUCUCUGGCUCUUACGUGCCCAUGUAUUUUGAUGUAGAGUGUAAAGUUGACGCACUGAGUUACAGAAAGUGAAGCGUAUAUGUGAUCUAGACCAGUGGUUCUCAACCAGGGGCCUGGGGCCCCCUGUGGGAACGGUGAGCAGGUUUCAGGGGGUCCGUCAAGCAGGCCAGCAUUAGACUCACUGGGGCCCAGGGCAGAAAGUUGAAGCCCCACCAUGUGGGACUGCAGCAGAGCCCCGAGCCCCACCAUCUGGGGCUGAAGUUGAAGCCUGGGCAACUUAGCUUUGUAGUGCCCCCUGUGGUUUGGGGCCCCAGGUAAUUGCCCUGCUUGCUACCCCUGAACACCAGCCCUGCUUUUAUAUGCAAAAAAAAGUUAUGGCACAGCUGGGCCAGGGGAGUUAUAAGAAAAGGGUUGAGAACUGAUCUAGAAACCAGAGUGUAGCAAUACAAGUCAAAAUUUUUUCAGUGCUAAAAGUGCCACUGGCCAGCACUGUGGUCUCUUUGUGGCCCUCGUAAGAAUUUGUGAUGCAGUGUAAUCUAUAAAAGGAUAUUGCUACUCAAUAAGUAAUUUAAUAAGAACUUGCCUUUUUCUAUUUCUUAGAAAAUGGGUCUCUAUACCCCUUAUCAAUACUUUCAUGUAUAGCAAAUGACCUUAAAAACAGAGUUUAUGGACUAGAAAAUAAUCUGGCUAGAGGGGAAAAAACAGACUUUACAGCGUAACUACACCGGGGACACAGUAAGAGACUUAAAGCCACAGCCCAACUAUUUUAUUUAUUGGGUCUGGCUUUGUGAGAUGGGGGCAGACUGCCUCACUUGGUGUUAGCACUAAGAAACAAACCGCAGGAAUCAGAGAUGAGGGGAAAGUCCUGGAAAUCAUUUUAAUUUCAUCCCUCUCAGCCAGUGCAAGAUUCUUAUUUGUAGUUAUGGCCCCUUGAGUCUCCAAGUAAUGGGGCAUCCAGGGCUUCCCUUCAGAGGUGACUUGGAUGAUCUCUUAUCAGUUGACUGUAUAGCCUGUACUUACAGGUGGAUGGAUGUGAUCUCCUAGAUCUUUCUCGUAUCUAAUUUCUCUGUCGUCCGUCUCCCCAAUCUGGUACCUAUUUGCAAUACUCAAGAAGUUACAUAUUUAUUUGAAUAAAUGACUUCUCUAGUUGACUUAUUACUAUUCUAGCAAGGCAGCUACAAUUAUUAGAUCAGCUUAGUCUUGUUUUUGGUCAGCUAAUCUUGUGGUGGUGUGUUCUUGUGUAAUUGUCUCAUUUUAACAGGAGUGUCAACUAUGCCGCCGCCACCACCACCACCAGCAGCUCCUCCACUUCCUCCUCCAAUGGAUGGGGCAAUGCAUCCUGACCCUUCGCCUGCUGCCAGUGCCAGCCGAGAAGCCUUACUUAGCUCCAUUCAAAACUUUCAGAAAGGAGCUUUGAAGAAAGCAGACACAUGUGACUACAGUGUUCCCAGGAUCAGCUGAAGUUAACUCUUGACAGCAGGAUUGGAUAUUUUUCCCAUGAACAAAUGUCCUAAGUUGAGGCAUGGUCAGCCACUUCAUGGUGGUCUAUUAUUUUGCAGCUGUUUUUGUUCAGAGCCAUUUCAGCUUUUUCUAGAGAAAUUUCUCCUUGUUCUUGAGUAACAGCACUACACUGUUUGAACUUCAUUGCCAUAUUGUGGUGAUAACUCUUGACUUCAGUUAUUCCAGUUAAAAUGAACUUCUUAGUUAAGUGAUUUUUGGGGAGGGAGGGAGGUAAAGCAAUAUUUUAACCAUCUGAAAAUAGGAACAAGCAUGAGGAUACUGACUCAGUACAUCUGAUUCCACUCUAACCCUUGUUUUCAAACACUUGAAAAUCUAGUAUUAGUCUACCCUAUUUUCCUACAAUUCCUUGUAGUUGGCACAUUACAUUUUUUGCUGCAUCAAAAACCAGCCAUUUACUUUAGAUAAUUUUUUUUUUAAAAAAAAAAGCACUUAAUCCAAAGUGUAGUACACUGGUGAGGAAACUAGAUUUAACUCUGUCUCUAUGGCAUAUUUGCCAUUGGAGGGUACUCCAGAAUUCAACAGUGCAGCAUGAAUGCUUCUCAUGCUUAUAUGUAACUAAUGUACUGUUGGAAUGACUACCCUAAACGUAUAGCUGUUUCCAGUUACCACAUAUGCUGGGGAAACAGCCUGUUAAUUCAGGCAAUAAAAUGGGAGUUAAUUGGCACUGAUUAUUCAACAUAAGUUCUGGAUUGGGAAGUUUUCACACAGGCAAAUUUUGCAUCCAUAUGAAAUUUUUUUCUUCGGGAAGUUGCAGAACACUUGUUUUAAAAUGCUGACUGAAAAGAUCCUUUUAUUCUAUGAUUUGCUCAAAACCUUAAACAAAUUGCACUUUAAAGGAUUAUAGAUAAUCCAUUUUAAAUUCAAGUACACAUCAGUGUUUACUAUGCAGAGAAUGUCAUUGUGUAUAAAGUUUCAUGUAACCUGUGAUGUCAUAUUUUUAUUAAAAUAAAUGUCACUGGAAUUCCUCCA
This is a messenger RNA of Dermochelys coriacea (leatherback sea turtle), 7400 nucleotides long. It is a transcript of the gene PXK, whose product is annotated as PX domain containing serine/threonine kinase like. Gene Ontology annotation, cellular component: late endosome; early endosome; extrinsic component of endosome membrane. Gene Ontology annotation, molecular function: protein kinase activity; phosphatidylinositol binding; ATP binding. Gene Ontology annotation, biological process: protein phosphorylation; protein targeting to lysosome; endosome to lysosome transport. The record is from RefSeq and is a predicted model, not a curated record. Lineage: Eukaryota; Metazoa; Chordata; Testudines; Dermochelyidae.